AUGACGUGGCAAGCCAAGGCCGCCUGCUUGGCGCUGCUGGUGUUACCAGUAGCCUGCAAAGACCUAACCGAAGCCGCGCGCGAGGAUCUCAACGAACUACCGCAAGCUCAAGACCCCGAUCUCGUAAACUACGAUGACUACAAUCCCUUCGGCGAAGACGAAAACGCAAUUAUCGCUGAACGAGAUUUCAGAGGAUCUACAACUGGUACUCCUGGAUACCGAAGACCACCUUCACUACCAGUGACGAGAGCGCCACUUCCGCAAGGCUGCAUGGACUCGGGCCGGACGUACUUAGAUGGAGACACGUGGAAGAGGGACAACUGUACUUUGUGCCAGUGUCAUGAUGGACGUGUCAACUGCUCAGUUCUUCCAGCUUGUUUAAUAUCAACGGCAACCAGCAGACCUGUAUACAACGCUGGCGCUCAGCCGACUACACCCGUGAGAGGUGUGCCCGGUCGGCCGGGUGAUGAAGGACCUUCGGGAGCACCUGGAGCGCCUGGUGUCAACGGCAUUCCUGGUACUCCAGGAAUACCAGGACCAGCUGGACCGAUGCCUGAUGUGAACGCGUACCUCGCACAACUGGCAGCGGUAGCAGGUGGCGAUAAGGGGCCCGCUUUUGAUCCUUACCAGUACAUGCAAGCGCCAGUAGGUUCGCCGGGCAUAAGGGGCAUCCCAGGCCCUCAAGGUCCUCCGGGACCUCAAGGUUUCCAAGGACCACGCGGUGAACCUGGCGAACCCGGUCUACCAGGGCCUCAAGGACCACCAGGAGAGAGAGGACCGCAAGGCCUGCCAGGAAAAGACGGUUCACCGGGUGAAGAUGGCGAACCGGGACCAGCAGGGGCUGCUGGGCAACCAGGACCAAGGGGUGCGCCAGGUAUACCAGGAAUACAAGGUCUAAAGGGACAUCGCGGGUUUGAUGGAAAGGACGGAGCGAAAGGCGAACAAGGUUUGCCAGGAGAAAGAGGACCAACUGGAUUACCGGGACAAAUGGGGCCUCCGGGACCAGCGGGUCCUAUUGGUCCCCGUGGGGAACGAGGACGUGAGGGCCCUCCAGGACCACCAGGGGUGCGAGGUGUUGACGGAGCGCCUGGACCACCAGGAUUAAUGGGUAACGUGGGCAAACCUGGGUCACCGGGCUUUCCGGGAGCACCAGGCAUAAAAGGCGAACAGGGUGCAGUCGGACCCAAAGGAAGUCAAGGUCUUCAAGGACCAAGAGGCGAAGCAGGCCGACCGGGGCAACCCGGUGAAGUGGGAGCCCCUGGUUUAGCGGGAAGAGAUGGUACUCCGGGUGAAAAGGGUGUUCAAGGUCAAACUGGUGCUACUGGACCGCAAGGUUUUCCUGGACCCAGGGGUAUUCCUGGCAUCGCUGGCGAUCCAGGCAUCCCCGGAGCUAAAGGAAUGCCGGGUCAACCAGGAGAAAGGGGUGCAAAAGGUGAUGCUGGUAUUAGGGGAGAGUCUGGCGCUCCCGGGCCCCGCGGUCUCCCCGGUACCAUAGGACCAGAAGGAAAACGCGGUAAAAGAGGACUAAGAGGCCCUGCUGGUAAUAUUGGUCCUCAAGGAGACAGAGGUUUACCUGGAAUGAGAGGAUUGCCUGGAAUAGACGGCCCAAUAGGACCGAAAGGUCAAGCUGGCGAAAAAGGUAGUGUAGGAUUACCCGGACCGAAAGGGAGCACCGGUGACGCUGGCAGACCUGGACCCCAGGGCCUGCAAGGUCCGAGAGGACUUGUUGGAAGACCUGGCAUGACUGGGAAAUCUGGACCGCCUGGAGAAAGAGGAAUUCCUGGAGCUGAUGGCAGGCCUGGUGAACAAGGAUCACAGGGUAUUCAAGGACCUCCCGGACUUAUGGGAAGUCCAGGAGAAAGAGGCUUACAAGGCGAACCAGGCAAAGACGGAGAGCCGGGACAACAAGGACAGCAAGGGCCGAAAGGUGACGCAGGACGAGACGGAAGUCCAGGAAUUCAAGGACCACAAGGACCAUCUGGUCCUGCUGGAGAGAGGGGGCCUCAGGGUCCACCUGGCCCUACUGGAUUUCCGGGAAUGCCUGGAGCAGCAGGAUUGCCUGGGUCACCAGGAAAGGAAGGGGAACCUGGUGUUGCUGGACCAGCUGGACCACCCGGUCCUUCAGGACCGCGAGGGGAAAGAGGUUUCACUGGCGAACGUGGCUUACCUGGUCAGGCUGGAACACCGGGAGAAAAGGGUGAAUCUGGCGCGCAAGGGUCCGAUGGACCACCGGGGCCUGAAGGACCAAAAGGCAGCAAAGGACACCCCGGCCAACUCGGUGCUAUGGGACUUCCUGGCCCUCGCGGCAUGACCGGUCUACCAGGAGAGAAAGGGGAGAGAGGCGCAUCUGGCCCGACUGGAAACGAUGGUCCUCCUGGGCGACAAGGGGAACAAGGUCCUCAGGGACCAGUUGGCUCUCCAGGCCACCCAGGUGAACCAGGUGAAAGGGGCGAACCGGGUACUGCGGGUGUACCUGGGGAGCCAGGGGCACCUGGUUCUCAGGGUGAACGGGGUCAACCAGGAUUACAAGGUUCUUCUGGCCUUCCUGGACCUCCUGGUCUUACGGGCAUGCCGGGAUUGAAGGGAGAUAGAGGUUAUAUGGGAGCAAAGGGUCAACAAGGAUCGCCAGGCAGCCCAGGAAUUCCGGGUGAGCCUGGUCAGAGAGGUCCUGCUGGACAGCCAGGCGGGAAGGGUGCUCGAGGGGAACAAGGAGUCAAAGGGGACAUUGGUCACGCAGGUUUGCCUGGAAGGCCGGGAGAAUUAGGUCCACAGGGUCCUCAAGGAAGUACAGGGCCAGCAGGAGCACCUGGAAUGCCUGGGGCUAAAGGCGCAUCGGGGGAGUCUGGCAGACCUGGUCCACCUGGCCCUAUAGGCUUAACCGGUGCUCCAGGAGCUGAAGGACCAAAAGGAGAGAGAGGCAGUGAAGGUGAUAUUGGACCUCAAGGACCUGUCGGCCCACCGGGGCCCGCUGGAGAGAGAGGACCAAAUGGAAUGCCUGGUAUGGUAGGGCCACCUGGACCACAAGGACUGCGUGGAAUACAGGGUGAGAGUGGGGCUCCAGGCAAACCUGGUGCAGACGGAGCUCCCGGGCCAAUUGGACCAACCGGAGCACAAGGACCACCUGGACCAAUGGGAGAACCUGGACCAGAGGGUCGACCAGGAAAACUUGGCCAACCAGGAUUACCUGGUAGACCGGGCGAUAAGGGUCCCAUCGGACAACCUGGUGCAUCGGGACCAGCUGGUCCACCGGGCAUGCAGGGUCCACCUGGUCCAUCAGGGCCUCCUGGACAGGCUGGCGAAAGAGGAUUAAGAGGUGAACCGGGACCACAAGGAGUUGACGGUCCCCAAGGUCCGUCUGGCAAACAAGGACCACCAGGUUUGGACGGUGCUAAGGGUGAACGCGGUGAAGCUGGCGUUGACGGUGCUAAGGGGCAUGCAGGAUUACCUGGAUUGCCCGGAAUGGUCGGUGCACCAGGUAGACCAGGAGAAAGGGGCUUACCUGGACCAAUAGGACCGCCUGGCAAAGAUGGAGAUGUUGGACCAAGAGGCACCCCUGGUCGCGAUGGCAGUCCGGGUCCACAAGGUCCAAUAGGACCACCUGGUGGUCGAGGUCCGCCUGGUGAAUCAGGCCGGCACGGACCUCCGGGGCCAGCUGGUCCUCCGGGACCUCCAGGCUUACCUGGAGAGGGUUUGGCAUACGAUGCUGCUGCUAUUGCUGCUAUGCUUCAACAAGGUUCGAUCAAAGGACCCGAUCCAUUAGGCGAUGAUCCAAACAUCACACCACCGCGAUUCUUUAAAGAGGACAUGACACCAGCAGAACGCAAGAAGAUAGUGAUGAAAGCGUAUGAACAGCUCAAAGUAUCUCUUAACAAAUUCUUGAAGCCUGACGGGUCCAAAGAUGCUCCAGCGAAGACUUGCGGAGAUAUUAAAUACCACCAUCCGGACUUCAAGAGUGGACAAUACUGGAUUGACCCUAAUGGCGGCGAUAUGAAUGACGCCAUAUUAGUCCACUGUGACAUGUCCACCGGCGCCAGCUGCAUCUUCCCCAAGCCGAUGCAGUCCCAAGACAUCGAGUAUAAGGGAAAAGAACGUGAAGUGUGGUUGAGUGAGAUGGAAGACGGAUUCACGAUAUCCUACAAGGCAGAGCACAGCCAGCUAACGUACUUGCAGCUGAUGUCUGCAAAGGCUAUACAGAAUGUGACCUUGCACUGUCGUAAUACCGUUGGUUACUUCGACCCUGCCUCUAAGAACUACAGGCAUGGUCUCAAGCUGUUGGCCUACAAUGACGCGGAGAUUCUACCAAAAGCUAACAACAGACUACGGUACAAGGCUUUGCUGGAUGAAUGUCAGUACAAGAAACAUGAGUGGGCGAAGACUAUAGUACAAUACGAAACGGACAAGCCAGGCCGACUGCCGCUUCUAGACGUUGCUGUCAGAGACGUUGGCAGGCAGGACCAGAUGUUCCGUGUGGAACUGGGACUAGCUUGCUUUAGUUAA
Parnassius mnemosyne (clouded apollo) is the source of this 4497-nucleotide messenger RNA. NCBI's taxonomy places the organism in Eukaryota, Metazoa, Arthropoda, Insecta, Lepidoptera, Papilionidae. The record is from the annotation of a GenBank genome assembly.